Messenger RNA from Zerene cesonia (dogface butterfly), 1466 nucleotides. RefSeq names its product cartilage-associated protein-like. Gene Ontology annotation, biological process: collagen fibril organization. Gene Ontology annotation, cellular component: endoplasmic reticulum. The coding region runs from base 511 to 1374 and encodes 287 amino acids. Gene Ontology annotation, molecular function: collagen binding; protein binding. Lineage: Eukaryota; Metazoa; Arthropoda; Insecta; Lepidoptera; Pieridae. The transcript has 2 exons. The record is from RefSeq and is a predicted model, not a curated record.
AUGUCAAUCGAAUGUCAGACUUAAAUUUUAGCGGUUAAAAUCGUUAAAAGUUUUGAUUGAAAUAUAUAUUACAUGCCUAUUUUAAUACUGCUUUAAAAUGUAAAAAUGAUUUCGGCCUCAGUAUAAAAAUUAUAUUAUAUUAAAGGAACAUGAAAGAAGAUCUGUGAACCAGAUCCGUGUCAUCUAGAAUCCGCUCUACGUUACGAAUAUUAUGGUGUGAUUGUUAUAAUUAGUAAAUAGGUCAAAAACUAACAGCGGCGAGCGGAGUCAAUGUCCAAUGCGAUUUGCGAUAAAACAAUAAAAGUCAUUCGUAUUAAGGCAAUGUUACAAGUGUGACGCGUGUUUUCGUCUUUGGAUUCCACAUACCAAAAAGGACUAGACGCAUAUACAAACGAAAGAUGGUCUGAAUGUAUAGUGCAAUUUGAAGAAUCAUUGCAUUUAUAUAAACUUUAUAAAACCGUCAUAAUCAAUUGUAGGUUAAAAUGUAAAAAUUACGCUAAAACAAGUAAUAUGAAUGAAAAUAUAGAAGAUCUAAAAAUAUACGAAUUAUUUAUCAAAACAAGACAAUGUCUGAUAAAUUGCAAACAAGAAGGCUUUGAAAAUAUUCACAUGUAUAGUAAUAUAUCUGAUGCAAUAGUUUUAAAUAUGCAAACUAGAAAACCAUAUGAAUACUUACACCUGUGUUACUUUCAAAUGUAUGCCCUUCCCAAAGCUGCAUCAGCAUCAUAUACUUUCCUGGUUGGUCAUCCUGAUGAUCCGGCAAUGAAGAAAAAUUUGGACUACUACACCCAGCAACCCGAAGUUGAUAUAAAUAAUGUAGUGGAUCUUGAGAGUGAAGACUAUCAAAUUUUAUAUAGAUUGGGCCUCAAAUCAUAUAAAUUUAAAAAAUGGGGUGAAACAAUAGCCAACAUGGAGGAAGCCUUAGUAGAUUACUUGGCCUGGGAAAAUAAAUGUCGGAUGGAAUGUGAACAGCAACCAGAACAAGCAUGGUCUCCUGAAGUUACGAUUGUGAUAUCAAAUUAUAUUGCAUCUCUUUUAACAUGUAAGCAAAGCUGUCAAGACCAAUUAAAACCCCUUUACAAUUCUGGAACAGAUUUUCUAGCUGAUCUGCUUAAUUACUUACAAAUAUCAUACUACCAUAUAGACAGACUAGAUGAAGUUGGCAAAGCAGUUGCUAGCUACUUAUCAUUACUGCCAGAAGAUGAGGAUAUGUUAGAAAACAAAAAAAUGUAUGAAACUCUCAUUAAUAAAAACGCUUUCCUUGAGAGAUCUGAUAUUAUUCAUUAUUUAAAAAGAGAUAAAUAUGAAAAACAGUUACUUGAAUUUUUUCACCAAGAUAAUAGUGAUAAACUUGAAUCUAAUUUGGUAUUUUAAUGUAAUGUAAACAUUGUUUUUUACUUCUUAAUAGCAACUAACAAAACUAAGGAACAAUUCAUGUGCCAUAUUUUUUUAAUGUUAUUCUAAAA